AUGAAAAACGAUAUUAAUGUGAAUUUCAUAAAUACUUAAAAACUCUUUUGUUAACGAUUAAGCAUAAAUAAUUUAAAUAAAUUUUUCUCAAAGUCGACUAAGCCACUAGUGAAAAUGGUAAGCCUAUUUCAUCCCUAUAAACAUCAUAGAUUCAAGAGCCAUAAAUUAAUCCUCAAUUAGCCCCAGUCAUUGCUAAGCAAUUGCAAAUGAUCAUCAAAUAACCAAUUGAUGGUAAUUUUAUAUCUUAUUCCACCAAUAGGAGUCCAUGUAAUUUUCAACGAAUAAGAUGUUUUUGACAUUUAAGCAGAUAUUGAUGGUCCAGGUAAAUACAUCCUCUUAAUUUUAGUUGACACUCCAUUCUAAGGAGGUGUUUUUAGAUGCAAACUGAUUUUGCCACCCCAAUUCCCCUAGAUGGCACCUAAAGGUAGACCAAACUAAUUAAGUUAGGCUUAUUUAAUACCAAAAUCUUCCAUCCAAAUGUGUCAGAAAAGGGAGAGAUUUGUGUCAAUACUUUAAAGAAAGAUUGGAAUCCUCUUUAAUGGUCAUUAAAAAACAUCUUUGAAGUUAUUAAGUGUUUGUUAAUCGUCCCCUUUCCAGAAAGUUCCUUAAAUGAAGAAGCUGGAAAACUAUUUAUGGAAAACUAUGACGAAUAUUUUAAAAGAGCCAAAUUGCUAACAAAUAUAUAUGCAUUGAAGUAGGAGGCAAACAUUUUAAAAGGAAACAAUUAAGUACAUUAUCCAUAUAGAUUUUCAGAUCGUUAUUGACGAAGCUGAUAAAAAAAAUAAAGUAACCUAAACCUAACAGAAAAAAGAAAAUGAUUAGAAGAAGUGGCUCAAAAGAAUAUGAAUACUUAUUAUUACAAAUGAUAUAAAAAUUAUUAAAU
Messenger RNA from Paramecium octaurelia, 883 nucleotides. Lineage: Eukaryota; Ciliophora; Oligohymenophorea; Peniculida; Parameciidae. The record is from the annotation of a GenBank genome assembly.